AUGUCGAGCCCUCCGCCGCCGGUGCCCGACGGCGGGCCGAGCCCAUUCAUGCAGCAGCAGCAGCCGGACUAUAGCUUCAGCGGCCGCGUCCUGCUCACGGCCGUCAUCAUCCUCGCCAUGCUCACCGUCGUCUUCGGCCUCAUCCGCCUGCUGCUCUACCAGUUCGUGGCGCGCGGCCGGGGCAGCCUGGCCCUGGGCGUCCGCCGCUCCUUCGGUUCCUUCGGCAGGAGGAGCGCCCGCCACGGCCUCGACGCGUCCGCGCUCGCUACGCUGCCGGUCACCACGUACCGCGUCCGCAAGGCGGACGGCGGCGGCGGCGGCGGCGGCGACGGGUCUAGCUCUGCCUCCGGCAGCGCCGCCGGGACGACGUCGGCGGCGGACUGCGCGGUGUGCCUGUCGGAGCUCGCGGACGGCGAGAAGGUGCGCGCGCUGCCGGGCUGCGGCCACGUCUUCCACGUCGACUGCGUCGACGCGUGGCUGCGGUCCCGGAACACGUGCCCGGUGUGCCGGGCCGAGGUGCGGCCCAAGGCGACGGCGGGGCGGACGCGCGCCGUCGCCGCCUCCGGCGUUGAUCGGUGCGGCGGGGGGGACGUUGGUCGUGACCGUGGAAGGCGACGCCGUGGGGACCGGGGACGCGCGCCGCACGUCCGUGCUGGGCUUCGGUCAACCGUCCGGUGCCGUAGGGCACCUUCAGAAAUGAUUCUAAUGACUUCAAAGCUGGCCUAUUUGUGGAUAAGGCUUAAAAACUCCUGGUGCUUCAUGGUAACAGCCUGCAAUCAAAGAUAG
Miscanthus lutarioriparius is the source of this 786-nucleotide messenger RNA. Lineage: Eukaryota; Viridiplantae; Streptophyta; Magnoliopsida; Poales; Poaceae. The record is from the annotation of a GenBank genome assembly.